Rubroshorea leprosula is the source of this 2887-nucleotide messenger RNA. The record is from the annotation of a GenBank genome assembly. Lineage: Eukaryota; Viridiplantae; Streptophyta; Magnoliopsida; Malvales; Dipterocarpaceae.
AGUCUUUCUCCAGGCCCGUCUUCCAAGAGUCUUUCCUUCAUUUCCGUUUUCAAGGAUUCCAUUGAUCUAAAAGGGACAAUUUUUUUUCUUGUUUUAUCUUGAUUUUUGGUGUCAGAGGAGGGAGUUCUGCUUGUUAUAGGAAAUCUGAUGUCAAAAUGUGGGUUCCUCAAGAUUCAGUUCCCAUGUUUUGUUUCCUCUCUUUUCCCUUUUCAGAAGAUUUUGAUCUUGAAAAUAUGAGGCAAAAUUGAAUGGUGUAGAAGGAAAAAGAAGCAAGUUGUGUAAUAACUGCAUACUGUUGAGGAUUGGUUUCCUGACUUCAAUUCGUGUUUGCUUCCUUUUCAAAGUCUAGGUAAAAAGGGGCAGGUAGUUUCGUCAUUUAGUGUAGAGGCUUUUACUGCAGUUCCUUGUCUUGGGGUUUUUUCCCUGUCAACAAAUUUCUGACUCUUGAAUUGUGCAGGACUUUUAGAUUCUUGAAUCUUGAAUAAAGAACAACAAUUUUGCCAUGCCUUUUUUACUUUUGUUAUCUUCCUCUUGGUGUUCUUGGUCUUAGCUGAAAUGAGGAAUACCCGUUUUCCCUGUUCUUUCCUUUUUUGUACCGUCUUUGAAGUUACAGACUAGAAUUUGGUUAUUUUCUGUUCAUACCAGGUCGUUUAGCGUGUUUGGCAAAGUGCUGUGGUAGCUGAAUUUAGAAUUUUGCAAAUUCUAUACCCGUUUUCCCUGUUCUUUCCUCUUUGUGUUCUGCCUCCUCUUGAGUUUAGGUUUGGAAGAAAGGUUUGGCGGUUGUGAUUAUAGCUGUCUAAAAAAUGACAGAAAACUCAGAAAGUGAUCAGGAACUGAGAUCACUGGCACUAACACCAACAUGGUCUGUUGCUACCGUGUUGACAAUAUUUGUGGUGGUUUCUUGGAUUGUGGAACGCUCAAUUCACCGCCUGUGCAACUGGUUGCGGGAAACCAACAGAAAACCUUUGCUUGCAGCUGUAGAGAAAAUGAAAGAAGAGUUAAUGCUGCUUGGCUUCAUAUCACUAUUUCUAACAGCUACCUCAAGCACAAUUGCCAAUAUUUGCAUUCCAUCAAAGUUCUAUGACAGUACUUUUUCUCCAUGUACUACGUUUGAUAUUGAUCAACAACUUGAGAAUAAUGAUUCCAAGGAACGAAAGCUUUUGAUGAGUCCUGUUUCUCACUCACUUAGGAGAAUGUUGAAUGGCAUGAAUCGGAAUACCUGCAAAAAGGGUUAUGAGCCUUUUGUUUCAUAUGAUGGUCUUGAACAGUUGCACCGCUUUAUAUUUGUUAUGGCAGUCACACAUGUAUCCUACAGUUGCUUAACGAUGUUGCUGGCAAUUGUGAAGAUUCAUAGUUGGAGGGCAUGGGAAGAAGAAGCUCAUAAGGAUCGAGAAAAUUCAUUACAUCAAACUACACUAGAGUUGACAAUGCGAAGACAAACCACUUUUGUCAGAUACCAUACUUCAAACCCCUUGGCCAGAAAUAGGUUUCUUAUAUGGGUGACUUGUUUCUUCAGGCAAUUUGGAAACUCAGUUGUUCGUGCUGAUUACUUGACACUCCGAAAGAGCUUCAUCAUGAAUCACAACCUGAGGUCGAAAUAUGAUUUCCACAGCUAUAUGAUUCGCUCUAUGGAAGAAGAGUUUCAGAGGAUAGUUGGUGUUAGUGGUCCUCUGUGGGGAUUUGUUGUUGCCUUCAUGCUGUUCAAUGUGAAAGGGUCUAACCUAUAUUUCUGGAUUGCCAUCAUUCCCAUGACUGUAGAUGCAUUUGCAUUUGCCAUUAGACCAUUGAAAGCCAAUGGAAUAGGUUAUGGUAUUACUAUUGUAUUGAAAGAAGGUAUUAGAGAAAUUUCUUCUAGUGGCCUUGAAUAUGAGUUUGCCCAUUCCCCCUAUUGCCAAUUUGCCAGUGGGCUUUUACUGGUUCUUGUUGUGGGGGCAAAACUACAGCAUGUUAUCGCAACACUGGCCCUGGAAAAUGCUGGCGUAAUUUUUGCAGGAGGAAAGUUGAGGCCUCGAGAUGAACUUUUCUGGUUUAAUAAACCAGAACUGUUGUUAUCCCUCAUUCAUUUCAUUCUUUUCCAGAAUGCAUUCGAACUGGCUUCAUUCUUUUGGUUUUGGUGGCAGAUUGGGUAUGAUUCAUGUUUUAUCAAGAAUCACUUGCUGGUUUACAUACGACUUAUUUUGGGGUUCGCUGGACAGUUCCUAUGCAGCUACAGCACUUUGCCACUCUAUGCUCUGGUUACACAGAUGGGAACGAACUAUAAAGCAGCACUAAUCCCACCAAGGAUAAGGGAGACAAUGCACGGAUGGGGAAAAGAAGCAAGGAGGAGAAAGAGGAGGCACGGGCAAUACACUGAUGAUUCAACCAUACAUACAGAGACAAGCACGGUAAUGUCUCUCGAGGAAGAUGAUCACCAGAUGCUUGAUAUUCCUGAAACUGGCAAUGCUACACACACUGAGAUAGAGCUACAAACACCACCUACGGUCACAUAUAGUCCUACACCAGUUGCUAAUGAAACUUCAAGUAGGAGCAGUACACCUCUACUCCGCCCCUCAGCUUCUGUUUCAUCAACACGUAUGUCUGGUUUUCAGACAGGAGAGUUUCAAAGAUCAUCAUCAAUGCCAGCCUGGAGACAGUGACACAGAUACAUCAGUUAUUUAUUAAAAAAUGUAAACUAGACCUUAGAAGUAGAGAUUCCAGUGUUUUUAUUGAAAUGACUAACUAGUGCACUGGGUGUCAUAGUCAUAUCAUAGGUAUGUCUUAGAUGAAGUACUAUACUACUCUGGACCACUGGGGAUCCUUUGGUCCAUAUAUUUAUCAUGGAUGGAUAUGUUGGAGAAUUUUGAGCACUAUAAUUCUGUACAAAUGGAAAUGAAAAAGAAUUUAAAAU